CAUUUCCAGCAUUGGGUGCGUCCGCCCAGCCUAGCGAGGCCGGAGGGGUGAUAACUCUCAGGAACAAGACAGUUCAUGUGAGAUAAGAAAGAAGAGGCCGCAAGAGUGAGGAUGCAGUGUCAGUUUACAGACCUCUAACCAGAGGCCUCCCUCCAGAGUGUCAGGGCAGAGAGAAAUAACGAAACAAAAGAUUUCCCAAGAGCAUCAGAAAAUGAUCGAAUCACAGAUAUCAUUUGAGGAUGUGGCUGUGGAUUUCACAUGGGAGGAAUGGCAGCUUCUUAAUCCUACCCAAAAAAACCUGUAUAGAGAUGUUAUGCUGGAGAACUAUAGCCAUCUAAUUUUCUUGGGUUAUCAAAUUAUCAAACCUGCUGGGAUUUUUAAACUGGAGCAAGAAGAGGCAUGGAUAAUGGAUGAAGAAAUCUUGAGUCAAAACUUUUCAGAAGUCUGGCUAGAUAACAAAUGCAAAAUGCUGCACCAAGAUGAUCAAGACACACUUAAAAGUAUGGAGAGUGAUUGUGAAUAUGAUGUUUUGGGGAGAAUAUUUAAUUCGAGCAUGAACUUUGUUCAUUUAGGAAUAAGAUCUCAUAAAUGUGGCACAGGUGAAAAAUGUUUAAAACAUCCUUUUGAUGUUCUUAUUUCAAAAAAUAACUGUGAAAGAAGGAAACUUGACGAGCUCAAUAAGAAAAUAUCAUGUUAUAUUAAAUCUGACAGAACUCAUGGUGGAGUAAAAUACUGUAAUUGCAGGAAAUGUAGAAAAGCCAGUGGUAAAGAGUCAUGGCUUAUAAUGAAUCAUAUAACACAUACAGGAGUCUAUUUGUGCAUGGAGUGUGGCAAAGUUUUUAACAAGAAAUCACAGCUUGUUAUACACCAAAGAACUCAUACAGGAGAGAAGCCCUAUCAGUGCAAUGAAUGUGGAAAAGCCUUCUCACAGAAGUCAUUGCUCACUAUUCAUCAACGGACUCAUUCAGGAGAAAAACCAUAUGGGUGUGGUGAAUGUCAAAGAGCUUUUAGUAGGAGGUCGUUGCUCAUUUUACAUCAGAGAACUCAUACUGGAGAGAAGCCCUAUGCAUGCAGUGAAUGUGGAAAAGCUUUCAGCAGAAAGUCACAGCUUAAAAGACAUCAGAUAACCCAUACAAUAGAGAAACCUUAUUGUUGCAGUGAGUGUGGGAAAGCUUUCUCCCAGAAAUUAAAGCUCAUUACCCAUCAAAGAACACAUACAGGAGAGAAACCCUGUCAAUGUAGUGAUUGUGGAAAGGCCUUUUUUUGGAAGUCACAGCUUAUUACUCAUCAGAGGACCCAUACAGGGAAGAAACCUUAUGCAUGUAGCGAAUGUAAAAAAGCCUUCAGUAGAAACUCACUUCUCAUUAGGCAUCAGAGGAUUCAUACAGGUGAGAAACCUUAUGAGUGCAAUGAAUGUGGUGAAGCCUUCAUCAGAAAACCACAGCUUAUUAAGCAUCAGGUAACUCAUACAGGAGAGAAAAAUUAUCAGUGCAGUGAUUGUGAUGCAGCCUUCUUUAAGAAGUCAGAGUUAAUGAGACAUCAGAAAAUUCAUUUAGGAGAGAAACCCUAUGGAUGUGUUGAAUGUGGAAAAACCUUCUUUGGGAAGUCUCAACUCCUAACACAUCAGAGAACUCACACUGGGGAGAAACCUUAUGAAUGCAGUGAAUGUGGGAGAGCUUUCACCCAGAAGUCAAGCUUGAUAUCACAUCAGAGAACACAUACAGGGGAGAAACCCUAUGAGUGCAGUGAAUGCAGGAAGACCUUCAGUGAGAAGUCAAGUCUCAUUCAUCAUCAGAGAACCCAUACUGGAGAAAAGCCCUUUGAAUGUAGUGAAUGUAGGAAAGCCUUUGCCUGGAAGCCACAGCUCCUCAGGCAUCAGAGAAUCCAUACAGGGGAGAAACCCUAUGAGUGCAGUGAAUGUGGGAAAGCAUUUGUUCAGAAAGUACAGCUCAUUAAGCAUCAGAGAAACCAUACAGGUGAGAAAACUUACAGAUGCAGUGAUUGUGCAAAAGCUUUCUUUGAGAAGGCACAGCUCAUUAUACAUCAGAGAGUUCAUACAGGAGAGAGGCCCUAUAAAUGUGGUGAAUGUGGAAAGUCUUUCACUAGAAAGUCACACCUUAUGAGGCAUCAGAGAAUUCACACAGGAGAUAAGUACUAUGGGUGCAGUGAAUGUGGGACCGCCUUCAACAGGAAGUCACAGCUUAUGAUACAUCAGAGAAAUCAUAUAAUAUAGAAACCAUGGCUCGGUGCCUGUAGCUCAACCAGCUAAGGCACCAA
Otolemur garnettii (small-eared galago) is the source of this 2277-nucleotide messenger RNA. It is a transcript of the gene ZNF605, whose product is annotated as zinc finger protein 605. The record is from RefSeq and is a predicted model, not a curated record. NCBI's taxonomy places the organism in Eukaryota, Metazoa, Chordata, Mammalia, Primates, Galagidae. Gene Ontology annotation, biological process: regulation of immune system process; negative regulation of transcription by RNA polymerase II; regulation of cytokine production. The coding region runs from base 212 to 2233 and encodes 673 amino acids. The transcript is spliced from 5 exons.